GGCGUUUGCGUGAAACUAAACUGUCAUAUACAUGUGUGUUUGUCUGGUUUAUUAUUAUUACAGUUAAUAUCACAGAGAUCUGUCUGGAAACAAAAAUGCAUCAAGGGGGAUUUGUGUGCAAACUCUGUGCCCUGGUAGUAAUAUUCCACAUUGAGGCUGUGGGGCAAUGCCAAGGGAUGAGUGAACAUGGCAGCCUUCUUUCUGCAGGAUCUCCUGAGCGAAUCGCCUUCUACGCCUUGCGAAGCUGCCACCAGGUCCUUCACGGCGACAGCGGCGAAUUCUUCUCCCCAGACUACCUGUGUUCAAACCCGGCGCUCUGGUGCAACUGGACCAUCCAGGUGCCACCUGGGAAACGUGUGCAGAUCUACCUAGAGGACCUGACUCCAGAGCAGGCGUGCCACAUGAAGACCGAUCAGAUCCACCUGGACGAGUCUCCGUUGUCGGCUGGAGAGAGCAGUAUCCUGGAGCGCUGCUGGAGAAGCAGCAUGUACACGUCGUUCUCAAACACGGUGCACGUGGUGCAGCUCAUCCGCCCGAACCACAACCCUCCACACCGGGGGUUUUACGGGGCGUACCAGGCGUUUGGUCUGCCAAAGACUCCAGAUAUGAAUGAAGACAUUUCACCAGACCUCAAAAAGAAAGAGACUGAAGUCAAAGAUGCAGCGACGAAGAUCCCUAGAGAGAAAAGCUUCUCAAAUGAACUAGAGGAAAAUGUUGGCGUUCACAUUAAGCAUGUGGAAGUCGGUGACAUCAGCCCACCCCUGAAGGAGAUUCUUACAGUCACUACUGGAUCUUUCAAAGAGAUCCGGAAGAUCAGAGGCGAAACCAAGGACCAAGAACCCUUUCAUAGUACUUUACUUCAGGAUGAUGAAGAUGAAGUUGAAAAUCAGUCGCUUUCAGUGCCAACAGAAAUCCCAAACUGGAUAACUGUCGAGCAGUUGUUUGAUCAUGGACCACAAGCUUCCACCACCCAGUCGACCUCCACAUCCACAACGAAGCAAUCCACCAGAACGAGAGCACCAAAAAAAAAACUGUCUACCACAAAGGCUUCCAUGAACAAAACCGAUGUGAUAAACUUCAGUCAUUUGGCCACUCCUGAUGUGCCCAAGGUAACCAAGACCCCAACCCCAUCAUUUGAAGAUAUUCGUGCCGUUUCAAAAAAGAUGCUGGAUUAUGAAGAGCAUGCUGGAGGUCUUGCAAAGAACAAGACAAAUUCCAAAAAGAUAAAGCAAUCUCAUGGAAAUAAAGGGAAACCUUUUCCAGUCCAAACCCUCAGACUGGUUACUGAACCUCCACCUUUUUCAGGGGACUGCAGCAGGUCUUCAGUCCCCACGCUCCUCUAUGCUGUGUGUUUCCUACUCUGCUUCCUUAUCCUGCUGCUGAUGGUGGCGUUGGGUUUGACGUAUCGGCGUUCACACCGUGGGACGUUCCUACCUCGCUGCCCAACGCACAACAGCAGCAACUUCACGGACGACGACAUCAACAACAAUCCCAACCCAGGAAGUGGCGCUGAUGGACGUACCUCCAGAUCUCCACCUCCUCCCCCGCCCCUUCGCCUGUCUGGUGGAGCCCACGACCUUCCGUUGCUCCGCUUCAGCCCUUUGACUCCCCCUGAUGGGACUGAGGGCAAACUUUAGAAGGAGACCCUUUGAAAUUGCAUUGAACUGCACUGAGAUUAUCUGGCAGCUGCACUUGUGAAGCAACACGAUUUUUUUUAUGUUCAUUUAGUUCAAGUUCUGUCUCUCCACUGUGAGGAAAAGUAUGUUUUGCUAUGGAAUUUUUAUUUCUAUUUGAAACUGUUGGGUUUGUUGUUUAGUUUGAGCCUUAAACUAAUUCUAUUCAUUAUUUUAAGUUCUUUAGUUUUUAAUGUAUUUGAAUUGCUUGCAAAAAGUACUACAGCUGCUCAUGUUCUUGUGUACUUCCUUUCAGUCACUUGCUUGAAGUAGUAAGGUGCAGUUUCCAAUGUUUCAGAGCCACCAGGUUAUCUGCAGUUGGAAUAAAAAAAAAAUCGAUCAUGCCCUUUGUUUCGUUCACCAACCUUUUGAUUUCCUGCUCUUUUGCAUUUGCUUAUAUGUUUCUGCUGGGGACUGAGCUACUUUACAGGCUGAAAUCGUUUUGAUAUAAAGCCUGAAAUAACUGUU
Molecule: messenger RNA, 2141 nt
Organism: Silurus meridionalis
Lineage: Eukaryota; Metazoa; Chordata; Actinopteri; Siluriformes; Siluridae
Exons: 6
Coding region: 96-1637 (513 amino acids)
Source: RefSeq, a predicted model, not a curated record